Molecule: messenger RNA, 954 nt
Organism: Caenorhabditis elegans
Lineage: Eukaryota; Metazoa; Nematoda; Chromadorea; Rhabditida; Rhabditidae
Gene: srd-44
Product: Serpentine receptor class delta-44
Exons: 6
Coding region: 1-954 (317 amino acids)
Cellular component (GO): membrane
Source: RefSeq, marked reviewed
AUGUUCCGUAAGAUUUUGUCAGUUCUCAAUCCUACUGUUUUUGUACUAAGUUUAUGUUUUCAAAUUAUACUUAUCUAUACUAUUAUUCGUCAUUCACCAAAAAACUUGUCAACUCUGAAAGCCAUUCUUUUAACAAAUUGUUGUUUCCAAUUGUUACAAUCAUCAAUGGUAUUUUUCACACAAAUACAAUUGGUCAAUCACCUGGUCCCCAUUGAGUUAUGGAGCUACGGGCCCUGUCGUCAUUUUGAAGCGUUUAUGUGUUACUCCAUGUUUCAUAUUCUUCAGACAAGCUCUUUGGUAAGUGGGUUAACAGUUUUCUUAACAACUUUUAUGAAGUAUCAAGCAGCGAGACAUGUGCGUCCUUCAAAGAAAAAAAAUUGUUUUGUAAUUUUGUUUAUUUCGUCAAUUGUAUUAAUUUCAGCGGGAUGUGGAAUUUUGCUGGUUAUUAUCCAAGCAUUACCCCUGGAAAUCCGAGAAAAAUACUAUCGGAUAAAUCUUGAACUUGAUGAAUAUUCAGUAAUUGGUAUAGUGGAUUAUUCGGUUUUACCCAGUCGUGUAAAUGGUAUUAUUAUAAAUGGCUUAGUAGUUAUCGUUCCAAUUACAUGUUUAUUAUUACGAAGAAAAAUACUCAAACUUCUCACUGCUUCCUCCGAUGCGUUAUACUUCCAAAACCGGGUUUUCCUUCAGGGACUCACAUUGCAAAUUUUUGGUCAUACGCUGGUUUACGUUCCCAUUUUCAUUUGCUCAACUAUCAGUCUGAUCACAAAAACGGAAUAUACUUUUGCCCAGUUUUUCAUUUUUGUCUUGCCCCACCUAACAACUGUCAUUGAUCCUCUUUUAACAAUGUAUUUUGUGACUCCGUACAGAAAGAGACUAAUGGUUUGGUUGCGACUGAAAAACGAUAAAGUUCACUCCGUGUCUCCAUCUACAUUUGCAGUCUCAGCAAAUCACUGA